Molecule: messenger RNA, 831 nt
Organism: Odocoileus virginianus texanus
Lineage: Eukaryota; Metazoa; Chordata; Mammalia; Artiodactyla; Cervidae
Gene: ATP5PF
Product: ATP synthase peripheral stalk subunit F6
Biological process (GO): proton motive force-driven ATP synthesis
Molecular function (GO): proton transmembrane transporter activity
Source: RefSeq, a predicted model, not a curated record
CGGAGGCUCACGAGGCACAAGGGAGCAGCAACGCCCCAGAUCGCUUUGUUUUACACUGUCACUCUGCACAAUCGUAUACCUCAACAACCCCCCAACCCCCAACCAAGGAAUAGGACGCUGAAUCGGGGCCGGGGGUACUGAACUAGGGGACAGGCCAGUCCAAGGGCGCAUGCGUACACCACACGAUUUCCGAAAGGGAAAAAGAGAGCGGGUCAAGUUGGGCGAAGGAAAGAUGGCGGAGGCGUCACUAGAGGACCCGGAAGCACUUACCCUCCACUUCCUCCUCCUGUUUGGCUUCUGUCUCACCUAGAGCCGUCCGGUCGCAGAGUGUCUCCGAGACGCUUCCUGUCCGGAUCACCAUGAUUCUUCAGAGACUCUUCAGGUUGUCCUCUCUUGUUCAGUCUGCAAUCUCAGUCUCUCUGAGGAGGAACAUUGGUGUCACAGCAGUGGCGUUUAAUAAGGAGCUUGAUCCUGUGCAGAAACUCUUCGUGGACAAGAUUAGAGAAUAUAGAACUAAGCGCCAGACAUCUGGAGGACCUGUUGAUGCUGGCCCAGAGUAUCAGCAAGACCUUGACCGGGAGCUUUUUAAGCUUAAACAAAUGUAUGGUAAAGCAGACAUGAAUACAUUCCCUAACUUCACGUUUGAAGAUCCCAAGUUCGAAGUUGUUGAGAAACCCCAGUCUUGAAGAAGUAAUGUAAAAUUGAUCUGGUAAUUUGUCCUAGUUGAGUUGUACAGCUACCCAGAAGUAACAGAAUAAACACACAUUUCACAGCUGUCAAAUGUUCUUUUAAUUCUGAUUUCAAAUAAAUUAUUUGGUGAUGUUAGGUAUA